Molecule: messenger RNA, 1714 nt
Organism: Anneissia japonica
Lineage: Eukaryota; Metazoa; Echinodermata; Crinoidea; Comatulida; Comatulidae
Exons: 7
Coding region: 552-932 (126 amino acids)
Source: RefSeq, a predicted model, not a curated record
CGUUAUCUCAAUCGUUAUUCAAAUAAAAAUAACGAUUUACAGGAAAAGGGAUUGUUGCUACUUCAACGCCGAUGUUAUGAAUAUCGGUAAACUUUAACGAUUUACAGGAAAAGGGGUAAAAUCGAUCGCAAAUUGACGCUAGACAUCGUUAUCGUUAGCAAUCGUUGAAGUUGAAGCGGGUUCAACUUUGACGACGAAAAACGUAAGAACUGGCCAAUCAAAUUAUCCAUUGAUGAUGUCAUUGAAACUUUUCUGUUUUUGCGCGCUAGGCCUGUGUGUGAUCUGCGGUGUGUGGGUGCUAGUACACGAAGCAAUUUUCGUCUCCUUGCUCUAAACUCAAAUACCAAAGAUGGACCAUAGUGAAAAAUCCCUUAUGGAAGUUGUGCAGAGAUUCGAAAUAUUGUAUGAAAGAAGGGCUGCCAACUACAAAAAUAUGAGAACCAUGAAAAAAAAUGCUCUAGAAAAAGUGGCGGACGAGUUGAACUACAUGAAGGUAAAAUGCAGGGGAGAGGCAGCCUGGACGGGAGAUCUUGUAGAACGGGCAUAUAAAAAUGUGUGUACUCGCUUUUCGAGAUACCUUAAAGAUUAAAAAAAAAAAGAUGAGAUCAGGUGCAGGCGUGGCCGAAAUCCAGGAUGCUGUGAGCAAGGAGUGGGAGGCCCUCCGGUGGCUAGUGCCUUACUACAAGGAACGAGUUGCAGCUGAUACAUGCUCUUUGGAGGAAGAGGAAGAUAAUAACCAGGAAGACUACUCCUUUGAUGAGGGUUCUGAGACACAGGCUACUACCAUUCUUAAAGCUAUAGAAAAUUCAUUCGAGGAUACUGAAAUUGAUAAUGAUCAAGAUGGGGAGGACUUUGAAACUCCAGUACAAGCACAAGUUUCCCCACAAGAACCUGAACUUGUUUCUAAGAAGAGAAAGAAAAGUAGCAAAUAGAGAAAACAUUGAAGAAAGAAAGAAAGCGUGGUCAAAGAAGGAACAGAAAGCUGUAAAGAAGGAAGCAUGUCAGCCCAUUUCCAGUAAAUAUGAGCAGGCUGUGAUCGAUUUCAUUAACAAACCAGAAGAACCGCAGGACUGGAUUGCAAAAUUUUGUUCUUGGUUACAAUCAGAAAUAAAAGGCAGAUCGGAGAUGGACCAAAAAAGAAAUAAUGAAAGGAAUUAAUGAUUUAGUUUUUGAAUAAGUUGUUAAAAAAUGUAAAUUGUAAUAGACGGAGUUGGCGAUAUUUAUUUAGAAACAAGCUAAGAGAAAAUUGAGUUUAAAUACAGCUAUAAUAUGGUCAGUACUGGAAAAAAAAGUGUGCAAGUUGUCUAGACAAAAUAGCUCCAGCACCUUGUUUUGCGAACCCAUUAAUUUGGAAUAGAAUUGAAAUGUUAUUUUGCCACAGUGAACAAUUGGAAAUACAGAAAACUAAAAAUUUUAUCCUGCUUGCCACCAGCAAAAAUCUUUCAUUACAUUUUUUUUUUCAGAAUUAAAAACGUAUUUAACAGAUAAAAGCAAACUUACAUCGCAGUAAAUUAGAGUGUGUAGGCCUACGAUCAAUCGCUACACACACACACACAGUUGCUAGCUUCCGUGCAAAAUAGAGAAAUUGUAGUUAUCAAAGAUAAACAAUUCAACAAGACACACAUAGUCUUGCUGACAAGCAACAAACACUAAUAGUAUUCACACUGUUAUUGUUGAAAUGCGAGUUUGAUAAUAAAGAAAUGAAACAACAGUA